Molecule: messenger RNA, 537 nt
Organism: Penicillium olsonii
Lineage: Eukaryota; Fungi; Ascomycota; Eurotiomycetes; Eurotiales; Aspergillaceae
Source: the annotation of a GenBank genome assembly
AUGCCCGUACCAAUGGAAAAAGGCGACAACACCGCAACAGCCUACCGCGGCCCCAAACUCCCCAACGUACCAGAAGACAUAGUAGUGACAGACGCACUAAAUCUUCAAUGCGACGAACGCCUUUGGGUCCCACAAGCUCCAGACGUCUGGUUCCGACCACUAUGCUUCAACGUCUCGCACGGCUACUUCGUGAAUAUCCUGCGUGUACGCAAAAACGGCAUUCUCUCGCGCCACAGACACACCGGACCCGUCCAUGCGACUGUUCUGCGUGGCCGCUGGCAUUAUCUCGAGCAUCCGUGGUGGGCAGAGGAGGGCGGAUAUGCGUUCGAGCCUCCUGGUGAUAUCCAUACGCUUGAGGUUCCUGAGGGCGUCGAGGAGAUGGUGACGCUGUUUCAUGUUACCGGGGCUUAUAUCUAUGUUGAUCCUGAGGGGACGGCGCUGGGUGUGGAGGAUGUUUUCAGUAAGCUGGAGGCUGCGAGGAAGCAUUAUGAGGAGGUUGGUCUUGGGGCUGCGUUUGCGGAUCAGUUUGUUAGGUAG